Messenger RNA from Nylanderia fulva, 2109 nucleotides. The record is from RefSeq and is a predicted model, not a curated record. Lineage: Eukaryota; Metazoa; Arthropoda; Insecta; Hymenoptera; Formicidae.
CACGCAAACACGCGAAGCGUGCGACGCAGAUAUAACCGAUCGCUAGUUCUCGCGUUCGCUUAUAGCGCCUGAGACCCCGGCCGGUCCCAGGGGCACCAGAAGAGGGAACUCGACAUUCUUCGCGAGAUCGAGUCGAGUAUCGAUCGAGGUUUGUGCGACGAUGACGAUCCCCGGCGUUUUCCUCUUCGUCUUUCUCGCGAUCGUCCUGAGCGACGCCGCCUCCGUCAGGUAUGGAUCGUCCGAUGACUCCUCUGGACCCAAGGAUGCCUGUGACAGCAAGGUUUAUUGCGAAGGACCGCUGCUGAAGACGGUGCAGCUGGCCGGGAUUUAUGAUAGCAAGACCUUCGUGGAUCUUUACCAACUUCACGAUCCGAACGUAACGCUGAACAAUUUCGAUGCCUUAAUGAAGGCAACCAACAACUCUCCUAAUCGCGCUGAGGUGGCUGCCUUCGUCUCCGAGAACUUUGCUAUGCAAGAUGAGCUGGAUAACUCGACGUUGCCGGAUUGGAACGAUAACCCGGAAAUUCUGAAAUCCAUCGAAGAUCCACAAUUUCGCGAGUGGGCGAAACGUCUGAACUAUAUUUGGAAAACGCUGGCGAGGAAGAUAAGGAACGAUGUGGUGAUCAACUCGCAACGGCAUAGCCUGAUCUACGUGAAUAACACUUUCAUAGUUCCCGGGGGACGAUUCAAAGAAUUUUAUUAUUGGGACAGCUACUGGAUAAUCGAGGGACUCUUGUUAUGCGACAUGCCCGUCACCGUUCGAGGGAUGAUCGAGAAUUUUCUUUCCAUGGUGGAGAGAUACGGUUUUAUCCCGAACGGCGGCAGAGUUUAUUACUUGUCGCGCAGCCAACCACCUCUGUUGAUACCUAUGGUCGCGAAAUACUACGACUACACGAAGGAUUACGAAUUUCUGAGGCGAAACAUCGCGACUCUCGAUUCGGAAUUCGAGUACUGGCAAAAAUGGAAGAUGGUGAACGUAAUCAAGAACGGCAAAACUUACAGGAUGGCCCGUUACGUGACAAACAGCAAUGGUCCGCGACCGGAGAGUUACAAAGAGGAUUACCGUUUGGCCCAGAGACUGUCGGAGGAGAAGCGAGGCGCUCUUUACAACGACUUGAAAGCCGCGGCCGAGAGCGGCUGGGACUUUUCCUACAGGUGGUGCAUACGGACCGACGUGAACGGCAAUCUCAGUCUUAUCAACGCUUCGACCAGCGACAUCGUGCCAGUUGAUCUCAACGCGCUACUGCAGCGCAACGCCCGGUUGCUCGCCCGCUUUCACGGUAUCCUGGGCAACCCCGAGAAGGUCUGGCGUUACGCCAAAAUGGCCGUGGACAUUCAAGCUGCCAUCGACAACGUUCUGUGGAACGAGGAUGAGGGAAUCUGGCUCGAUUAUGACGCGAGAAAUAAACGUUCGAGAAAUAUAUUCUAUCCCUCGAAUUUGUCACCGUUGUACACAAUGAGCUACAAUUGGAACAGGAGACAGAAUUACGCGAAGAAGGCUAUUUCUUACCUCAAAAGAAACCAGGUCGAUUUGUAUUUUGGUGGUACACCAGCUUCCGUGAACUACACCGGCGAACAAUGGGACUUUCCCAACGCGUGGCCACCCUUACAAUCCUUUUUGGUUCUCGGUCUCCAUCGAACGGGGAUAACAGAAGCGAUGGAUCUGGCCGAGAUCCUGGCCAGCAGAUGGCUCAGAUCGAAUUAUAUCGGUUACGACGAGUACGGCAAGAUGUUCGAGAAGUACAACGCGAUACAUCCGGGCGAGAGCGGCGGCGGCGGCGAAUAUAACGUGCAGGAGGGCUUCGGAUGGACCAACGGCAUCGUCUUCGAGUUCCUCCGCCUUCCGGGCGUCGAGUCUUCGGAGAGAUACGGCAACGAUAUCGUUAGCAGAUAAUGCACGUAAACGGAUAAGUAGCUAAUUGAUUCUAGGAGCGAGAGCGUUAAUAAGUGCGAAGAGGAGUCGACGCGGCGAUGUCUAAAUGAAUUUUCUUCUCGCGUUGAUUUCUUUUCUCCAAAUUUUUCAAGCUUUAAGGGAAUCCUAAGCUAACCUAAGUUUCAUUCCUGUUUUAUCGACAAAAUGUGAGGUUAGGUUCAGCUAGAAAUCUAUUU